Messenger RNA from Mus pahari (shrew mouse), 1532 nucleotides. RefSeq names its product ribonuclease A family member 4 (gene Rnase4). The record is from RefSeq and is a predicted model, not a curated record. Bases 187 to 633 code for a protein of 148 amino acids. The transcript is spliced from 2 exons. Gene Ontology annotation, molecular function: RNA nuclease activity; nucleic acid binding. Lineage: Eukaryota; Metazoa; Chordata; Mammalia; Rodentia; Muridae.
GCCCACCCUCCACUCCUCUGCACCCCUCCCCAGUCGGUUUGCGUGCCCAGGCAACGUCGACCUCACCCAUAUCGGGGACGAGAUUCCAAAGGAAAUUUCAUUCUUCUAUUCGCCAUCCCACCAGGAAGGAAGGAGUGAGAAACAAAGCCGCUGCCUCCAGUUCCGGGUCCAGGCACUUUCUAGGUAAUGAUGGAUCUACAGAGGACUCAGUCCUUGCUUCUGUUCUUGGUGCUGACCCUGCUGGGGUUAGGGCUUGUACAGCCCUCCUAUGGCCAGGAUCGAAUGUACCAACGGUUCCUUCGACAGCAUGUGGACCCUCAGGCGACAGGUGGCAAUGACAACUACUGCAACGUGAUGAUGCAGAGACGGAAGAUGACUUCUGUCCAGUGCAAACGCUUCAACACCUUCAUCCACGAGGACAUCUGGAACAUUCGUGGCAUCUGCAGUACCGCCAAUAUCCCCUGCAAGAACGGCCAGAUGAACUGUCACGAAGGUGUAGUGAAGGUCACGGACUGCAGAGAGACAGGGAACUCGAAGGCCCCCAACUGUAGAUACAGGGCAAGAACCAGCACUAGGCGAGUUGUCAUUGCCUGUGAGGGUAACCCAGAGGUCCCAGUGCACUUUGACAGAUAGACGCUGUCCUGCAGCUGUUACAGCUGAUAGUUGACCUCUGAGUCAGUGAGACCAGCAACGAGUGAUGGCCCCAGGCUUUGUUUCCUCUGCUUGUGCCUUAUACUCACAUAUAUCCAAUAUAACCCAUAGUGUUAAGUGCAUCCCGUCCGAGGGAAGAAGGAAGCCUCUGCUCACGGCACUGAUGGCUCGGUUCUCCCAGCUUCUAUCCCCUGGAUCUUAUGCAUUACGUGUAUUCAGAUAGUAUCUCAACUGUUAUAGAGAGCUUUUCCUGUCCGAGUUGUCUCAUUCCAAUCCUCUAACACCCCUUGAUACCAAUUCUGCCACUGUAUUUAGAAGCUUUGAGUUAAAGGAUUUGACGACCACACACACACACACACACACACACACACACACACACACACACAAACCAGUGGAAGCUCUCAGACAAAAACCCAACUGAAUGGGCUAUUCACAAAAGGGGUUACCCACUUUGUUAUAUAUACUUUCUGUUAUCCCAAAAUGUCAUCGUUAGGGAAGCCACUAAGAGUUUGGAAAUAGGGGCUGGAGAGAUGCCUCUGUGGUUAAGAGCAUUGGCUGUUCUUCUAGAGGACCCAGGUUCAAUUUCCAGUGCCCACACGGCAGCUCACAACCGUCUGUAACCCAGUUCUAAGUGAUUUGACACCUUCAUGCAGACAUACAUGUAGGCAGAACACCAAUGCAUAUAAAAUUAAAAUAAAGAUUUUGGAAAUAACAUAUUGGCAAAAUGAGAGUUACUUGGCAUUAUUUUAGUUUGUGGCUUCUACGAUUUUUUUUUUUAAAUACAUGAAAAAUGUAAUAAAUCACUAAGAUUCGUUGGGCCUUCUCCUCUGAAAGAUUUUCAAUAUUUUAUUACAAUAAAGAGCUGUAUGUUGAGUCAACUG